Molecule: messenger RNA, 831 nt
Organism: Closterium sp. Yama58-4
Lineage: Eukaryota; Viridiplantae; Streptophyta; Zygnematophyceae; Desmidiales; Closteriaceae
Source: the annotation of a GenBank genome assembly
AUGGGUAACAACGUGCAUGGCAUGGGCGCACACGGCCCUCUCAACCCCCACAAGGUGACUUUUGAGUCGACUCAGAAGUCUGCCUCACCCACCCCCGCCCCUUCCCCUCUCCUCAUCCCCCCUGGCUGUCCCCUCACAGCCACACUGCAGUGGUGGGCAGCGCUGAUGGGUAACAACGUGCAUGGCAUGGGCGCCCACGGCCCUCUCAACACCGACACCGCUCUCGGCCUCUUCCCCUUCGUCUCCAUGCUCAACCACUCCUGCCGCCCCAACUGCUGCUUUGCAUCGCAGGGCAACACCAUGGUGGUGAGGGCAACAAGCCACAUCGACAAGGGCACAGAGCUCUGUGUAUCGUACAUCAACCUGUACGAGAGCAGGGAGAGCCGGCAGCAGCAGCUGCUGGACUCCAAGCACUUCAUCUGUGCGUGCGACAGGUGUUCCGAGCCCCUCGCUCUCUCCUCCGACCGCCUCCUAGAGCGCGACUCCAAGGCGUGCCUGGCUGCCCUCUCCUCCUUCCAGUCCACCUACUCCAAAACACUGCACCCGCGGCACGUGCUCCUAUUCGACAGCCUGACCCCAGCACUCAACUGUGCGCGCGCCCUCUCGGACUACACACAGGCCAUGCGCCAUGCACUGGCUCUGGUGGACGGACUCUCCACCGUGGCGCCCUCUGCCGUGCUCGAAGCUGCUAACUUUGCCCAUGCUGCUAGCGAGCUUGCUGCGCUGCGUGCUGCCUCUGCUGCUCCCGCGCUCGAGCACCGACUCACCAAACAGGUACGCUGUGGGUGUGGGUUUGUGGGAAUGCGGGAGUGUGGGGGUGUAAGAUUGUGA